Messenger RNA from Magallana angulata, 1005 nucleotides. Its product is annotated as 1-acyl-sn-glycerol-3-phosphate acyltransferase alpha-like. Bases 1 to 798 code for a protein of 265 amino acids. Gene Ontology annotation, biological process: phosphatidic acid biosynthetic process. The transcript is spliced from 6 exons. Lineage: Eukaryota; Metazoa; Mollusca; Bivalvia; Ostreida; Ostreidae. The record is from RefSeq and is a predicted model, not a curated record. Gene Ontology annotation, cellular component: endoplasmic reticulum. Gene Ontology annotation, molecular function: 1-acylglycerol-3-phosphate O-acyltransferase activity.
AUGUAUUUUCUUGGAGUGAUUUGUGUUUUAGUCAUUGGUAGUUAUUAUUUCAAGAGAACUAUAUGGUUUUGCUUAAAAUGCAGUCUGUUUUAUUUAUGUCUGCUUGCGAUGUCGGUCAUUGUUGUAGUUUGGUCAUUACUGACUCGGUGUGGAAGGACAACCAAAAACUACAGGUUUUUUAUUUGGGGAUGUCGAAAUGUGAGCGCUAUCUAUGGUUGGAAAUAUAUUGUAACCGGAAGAAGAUACAUAGAGACAGAUGACCCCUUUAUAGCUGUUGUUAAUCACCAAAGCGGACUUGAUAUGCUAUGUAUUGCUGAACUGUGGGGUAAUAAACCAUAUUCAAACACUUUGAUAGCAAAGCACACUCUGUUGUAUUAUGGGGUAUUUGGAGCUGCCAGUUAUCUGUGUAAUACAUUGUCAAUCCACAGAAACAACUUGAACAAAGCCGUAGCGCAAAUGAAGUCCAUGAGAGAGGAAAUAAUAUGUAAAAAGUUGAAGGUAUUCGUAUUUCCCGAGGGAAGACGAAACCGUUCCGAAAAUUUACUACCCUUCAAAAAAGGAGUUUUUCAUCUUGCAGUUGAUGCACAGGUUUCUAUUGUACCAAUAGUCAUUUCUUCAUUGAAACCAUUAUAUCACAAAGAAGAACAACGUUUGGAUUCAGGGUUUAUCACAAUGACAUGUCUACCACCUGUCUCCACCCGUGGUCUGUCCAAAAAUGACAUCCCAGAGCUGAUGGAAUCCGUCAGAAGCUCUAUGAUAAAAACAUUCAACAAUACUUCUAAGAAGAGAAAUGUGUGAGAACUGUUCGAAAGUCAUAGUUAUGUUCAUUUUUAUACCGAUAUUAGAUAUUGAUCUUAACUACUCAGAAAGACAUGUCAAUUCGUGUAAAUUCACUUGUACUUGAGCCUUAGUAUAAAGAGUUUGAAAAGUUUCAUCAUUAUUUUUUUUUGGGUUACUUGUGAUUAAACUUGCAUAUAGUGGAUUGCUAUUAUGUAACUGAAUUCA